UAAUGUUUGCAUUAGUAUCAUCUCACCAAUAAACAGUAUAUGGUCAUUUAUAUAUACACCCAUACCAAUUUUCAAACACAACAAAAGGAAAAACAAAAAAAAAAACAAAAAACAAAAAAGUAUGAGCAAUAACUGAUGAUGUGCACUCUCUUCUGCAAUCAAUUUACAAUUUUUUUUUUUUGAGGUCAACAUCCAUUCAUCUCAAUUUUUGUAUUACCAUUAACACGUGGCCUUGGUUCUAAAUUUCAUAUAUAAUAUAUAAUACACUUUUGUCAGCAAUGUCAUGUUCGUAAAAAGAGAAUCUAUAAUACGUGGCAAUUAUAGAUGCACUUUUAGAUGGACACGUGGACAAAAGAUGCGGCGGCUCCACGCUUUCCCUCUUAGUUUUAACUCAUAUAAAACCAACAAAUGGGAGAAGAAGAAGAUCACAGAAAUGGCUGAAUCAAAUCAAACGCAAUGCAUCGCUAUGGAUUCCGCCACCGCAUUACAACAAUAUCUUGAUCACAUCCCCGUCAGUUCCAUCUCCGGCAUCAAGUCCUCCGUCGUUUUGGAAGUCAAGACUGGGGACUUCGUUAAGGAUGCAAUACGAAUAAUGUUUCAGAAGAAUGUGGCUUCUGCGCUCAUCGCCGAUGUCUCCACCGACGGUUUCCCUGAUCGGUUUAUUGGCUUUGUUCAUCUCUCAAGCUUGCUUCUAUGGUGUAUUCAGGAGAUUCGAAAAUUGGAGAAUGAAAUUGAGUGUAUUGAGUCCGAGGACACUAAAGAGACUGUUUGUGGGAUUUUGGGGUUUCUUGAACAGAAUCCACACAUUGGCCAAACCAAGGUGGGUGAGUUGGGAAAGACAUUCUUGUGGGAUCCUUAUUUUCCUGUUGGGAUGAGGGAUACACUUUUCCAUGUUCUUCUUAUGCUUUCAAAGCAUCGGUUACAAGCUGUUCCUGUGGUUGAGCUUUCCAAUUCUCACGUUAUUGGUUUCAUUACACAGAGUGCAGUAAUUCAUUUGCUUCUGGAAUCAAGUGGAUUGGAGUGGUUCGAUGGCAUCGCGGACAAAGUUAUAUCAGACUUUCGGUUUGAUAAUGAAGAGCAUGUUCUCCAUGUCUAUGGUGACCAAAACAUUAUAGAAGCUUUUCAUAUACUAUGGAAUAAACAAAUUGGUGCAGUUGCUGUAACGGAUAGAGGAAGUAAGACGCUUAUUGGUUGUUUGAGGAAAAGUGACGCAUAUCUUCUCUUGGAGAAGGAAGAUUUAUUUCAGAACAGAAAAAGGAUAACAGUGAAGGAGUUCAUUCAUAUGGAACCAAAUAAAGGACGAGUGGACGCUAAAAUAACAGUCGAAGGGAGCCAAGGGGCACUUACCUUGUCCGGUGCGCGUUCUCUAAUUAAUGGCAAACUUCCAAAUAUGCACACCCCAGUGACGAACAAGAGAGAUGACACACUGAAGCAAGUAAUGAAAACUAUGGUAGAGACAAAUAGCAGUUUCAGCUUUCUUGUCAAUAAUUUGCAGCAAGCAACGGGGAUACUUACUUUGCGAGAUAUGAUAACUCAGUUUGCUCCUCCCUGUAUGAAUUCAACCAUUCAAGGAGGUAGUUUUUUUGAAUCUGCUCUGGAACAAACUGGGUGUCAGGUUAGAAAUGGUACCAUAAUUUGUAACAAAACAUUUUAGUAUAUGGUGUUGAGUUUAAUUAUAUGAGAAACAUAGAUGUAUCACAGAACUAAUUAUAGGGAAAAAACAAAUUGAUAAGUUGAGGUGAGUUGGUUCAUCUUCAUAGUCGGUUUUACCAAGUUUGUUCAAACUCCACCAAUUUCCAUUCUAUAUGAAGAUUCACAGCUUCGAACUA
Cucumis sativus (cucumber) is the source of this 1829-nucleotide messenger RNA. Its product is annotated as SNF1-related protein kinase regulatory subunit gamma-1. The record is from RefSeq and is a predicted model, not a curated record. The transcript has 7 exons. Lineage: Eukaryota; Viridiplantae; Streptophyta; Magnoliopsida; Cucurbitales; Cucurbitaceae. The coding region runs from base 284 to 1654 and encodes 456 amino acids.